This is a messenger RNA of Aspergillus alliaceus, 1419 nucleotides long. RefSeq names its product YncE family protein. The coding region runs from base 1 to 1419 and encodes 472 amino acids. Gene Ontology annotation, molecular function: protein binding. NCBI's taxonomy places the organism in Eukaryota, Fungi, Ascomycota, Eurotiomycetes, Eurotiales, Aspergillaceae. The transcript is spliced from 8 exons. The record is from RefSeq and is a predicted model, not a curated record.
AUGCCUGGUUUGGCCUUACUGGCCACGCUCGGAAAAUGUCUUUCCUUGCCUCCUCUUAUCCCUAGCAUUCCAGGGGUGACGGAAUCUCUAACUGAGGAUGCUCCUCCCCUACCCAUUUUGCAAGUGCUAACUCCUCUACUUGAGAGCCCACCCUUCACUCCAAGUAACACUAAGCCUAAGGAAAUUGGGUACUUCUGGACUGGUUCUGGAGAUAAGUUCCAUAAGGAUAUGUAUAUCCACUUUCUUGCGACAUACAGUAUAGACGAUGUGCAGGACACAUUUGGCUCUCUCCUUUGGGUCACGGACGUCCCUUCUAGUGGCAACGACCCGCAUCACCUUGGGCCCUCCCUCGAUGGCAAGACAUUAGUCGGUGGUGGGCUCCUCUCGUUGCUUAAAGCUCACGAUCCUCAUAAUCUCCAGGACAUGGCCUUUUACUUCGACACUACCAAUUCCUACCGGCUAGCGUUCAAGAAAAGCAAUCGGGCUAUUCUGCCGUCCAUUGCAGAUGAAAUCCGCACAAAGCCUGAUGGCAGAUUCUACAUUACCUACAUGGACUCUGCAGUAGGCACAUCCCCAGGACGUCUCGUUGGGACAGACGCAGACUUCAACAUCAUCCACGAAUGGCCUGAAGAUGUGGAAGGAACGCUUAACAUCCUCAGCAGCGAUUCGGAGAGGAAUUUUAUUCCCACUUCCGACUUUGUCGAGCAGAUUAGUAUCUUGAAACCGAGCACCGAAAUCCGGCGUGGGAAUACUCUUCGACUAUGGGAUUUGAAAUCCAAGAAGAUCCUCAACACUAUCGCCAUAUCUGAUGGCGGCGGCAUCCAUGAUGUAAAGUUCUUCCCUGGGAAUCCCCGAUGGUGCUGCCUUUACGACGACUACGCCAACGGCAAGCCCGGCAGAGCCGAGCUGCUCUACGAACUCGGGCCUAAAGCACGGGAUACGACUGCAACCUACACGGACAUAACCCAAGAUGGGCGCUUCAUCUACCUCGCCCUAACAACAGCAAACCAUAUCGCCGCCCUAGACAUCAGCGACCUAAACAACGUCAAGCGUCUAGACGACCCGGAUGAGGGCCACACUACUGUCGGUCCGCACUAUGUCAAGGUGACGCCGGACCAGAAAUAUCUCCUUGUCACGGACCAUUUCGUGCAGGCAGGUGAGAUAGGGUUGAUCAAUACAACAGCUGAUUUUAAGGCGCUAUAUUUCGACUUGAAUGAAGAUAGGAACUUGAGCUUCAAUCGGUCGACUGAUCUUAGAAAGGAAUUUCCUGAGAGGGGUGGGGCGAAGCCGCAUUCGAGCAAUGUGUUUGACUUGAUGGAUACGGGAAAAUCCAGUGGACUCGGGAUUGUUUGGACUUACGGACUGAAGAUGUGUUGUCAUGAGACUUCCCAGCAAUCAAGAAGGGAGGUGUUAAUGUAG